UUCAACAUGGCAGGUAGCAAGGUGGUGCUAGAAGGGAGGAUAAGUAUUAUAAGCUUUAUCUCAGGGCUGGGCGUCAUUAUUAUUCCCUUACUUGUAAAAUUUGGCUCUCACAUUGACUGGAUAUUCGAUUACCUUACCGAUGUGAACGGGAAAAUAGCCAUUGCUGUGUAUAUCACAGUUAUCAAUGGCUUCCUGCUAAUCAUAUACAAGGGACCUUUAUACAAGGUGGCUGUUCGAGCCUGCUUUCUUGGAUUUGCCUUUGGCUGUGGCCUCAUUUUAAGUUUGGCAGAAACAACAUGGACAAACUUUGGCUGGUAUAUGUGUUCACUGUCAUUUUUUCACUACUCGGAGUACCUGGUUACUGCCAUCAUCAACCCACGCAGUCUGUCAUUAGACUCCUUCCUGCUCAACCACAGUGUUGAGUACACGGUAGCAGCUGUUUCUUCCUGGGUGGAGUUCACUGUGGAAAUGCUCAUUGUUCCAGAGCUAAAGCAGAUUAACUGGCUCUGUGUGUUGGGACUGUUGAUGGUGCUGUGUGGGGAGAGCCUGCGCAAAGCUGCCAUGUUGACAGCAGGUUCCAACUUCAACCACAUAGUCCAGAAUGAGAAGGCUCAGAGCCACGUGCUGGUCACCAGUGGAGUUUACGCUCUCUUCCGACAUCCUUCCUAUGUGGGCUGGUUUUACUGGAGCAUUGGCACUCAGAUAAUACUGUGCAACCCGAUAUGUAUAUUUGGAUAUACGGUUGCCAGCUGGCGGUUCUUCCGAGAGCGGAUUGAGGAAGAGGAGAUCUCACUCAUCCAUUUCUUUGGAGAGGACUACAUUGAAUACAAAAAGAAGGUCUUCACUGGUUUGCCCUUCAUCUCAGGGAUCAGGGUUAACUCAUAAGGCUGUGCUGCAUUAAAGGGAGGAAAUAGCCUGAAAGUGCACACCUGGACACCUCUGACUGGCACUGUGAGCGAGCUAGUUGCCUGGUGGCAUCAUAGCGCGCCCCCUGGGGGCAGCACAGAUUCAUGAGGUGGCAGCACAGUAAAACUGACCCGCUGAUCUGCUCUGAGACACAUUGGUCAUCUCUGAGCAGGGUGGAGCUUCUACCCUUAACACCGUCAGAGAUACACCCACACACAAACACCACAUUUCUCCAUAUCUGUCUUUUCACCUACAUUCCAUAAUGCUUCUGUUUUCUUACUGCUUCUGUGCUAGUAAUGUCUACAUACAAUUCAUAUGUCAUGUAUCCUCGUAUUUACAAUACUGCUGUUUUGGCAUUAGUCUCAUGAAACCUUUGUCACAUACUCUUCGCACAUCACACAUGUAAUAUCAUACGCUGUUUCAUUUUUGCCAUCUUUAAGUCUCCUGGUUUUAUGGUUAGACACCUUUGAAAUGAGUUCCAGGAUAGCACUUCAUUACUACUCAUUUACAUACAAAGUUUUUUAAUUUGAUUUUUAAAUACCUUAUGGUAAAGCGUUUUUAUUUAGAAAAAAGGGAUAGCUCACCCGCAAAUUCAAAUUCUGUUGUCAUAUACACACUAUUGUGUUGUUCCAAACCUGUAUGACUUUAUUUCUUCAAUUGAAAACAAAAGAUGAUUGGCAGAAUGUCAAGGACUUACAGCCUCAGUCCCCAUUUACUUUUAUGAAAGUGAAUGGCGACUCAGGCUUUCAUACCUCCUUUUGUGUUCUACAAAAGAAAGUCAUACAAGUUUGGAACAACAAGAGGCUAGUACAUGAUGAGAAGUUUAAUUUUUGGGCGAACCGUCCCUUUAAUUUGGACUUGAUAGUUACUGAAAUUACAUUCUAGAGAUUGUCCUUUUGUGUAAAAAUGAGUUUAUCAUGUGACUUUUUAUUCGCUAAAGCCCUAAUGCUGCCAGUUAUAAUAGGCCUACAAAAUGUAAAUGCUGAUUUAUGACAAUCUCUAAAUAUCUGUGAUUUCUUAAUGUUGUUGGACAAUUUUAAUAUUAUGAUUAGAAAAAUAAAUAUUUCUGAUAAAUUACA
Molecule: messenger RNA, 1985 nt
Organism: Myxocyprinus asiaticus (Chinese sucker)
Lineage: Eukaryota; Metazoa; Chordata; Actinopteri; Cypriniformes; Catostomidae
Product: protein-S-isoprenylcysteine O-methyltransferase-like
Exons: 5
Coding region: 7-885 (292 amino acids)
Biological process (GO): C-terminal protein methylation
Cellular component (GO): membrane; endoplasmic reticulum
Molecular function (GO): protein C-terminal S-isoprenylcysteine carboxyl O-methyltransferase activity
Source: RefSeq, a predicted model, not a curated record